Messenger RNA from Anopheles coustani, 4474 nucleotides. RefSeq names its product unconventional myosin IC (gene Myo61F). Gene Ontology annotation, molecular function: actin filament binding; microfilament motor activity; ATP binding. The record is from RefSeq and is a predicted model, not a curated record. NCBI's taxonomy places the organism in Eukaryota, Metazoa, Arthropoda, Insecta, Diptera, Culicidae. Gene Ontology annotation, cellular component: vesicle; plasma membrane; microvillus. The coding region runs from base 125 to 3235 and encodes 1036 amino acids. The transcript has 9 exons. Gene Ontology annotation, biological process: actin filament organization; vesicle transport along actin filament.
GCCGAUGCAGAGAUAGCACGUAAUGAUGCUGCAAAUCGAUUAUUCCUCCUAAAUCGACACCAGGGGCCGCUUACGUUGGAAAGUUUGGAAAACAAAAUUAUCGUGUAGUGAUCAAUCAAAAACGAUGGGCCAGCAAAACUGCGGGUGGGACAGCGCCAGAAUGGAGCGAGGACUACACGAUCGCGAUCGGGUAGGGUUGCAGGACCAGGUGCUACUGGAGGACUACCACAGUGAGGAUGCGUUCAUAGACAACCUGAGAAAGCGGUUUCAGGAAAAUUUGAUCUAUACGUAUAUCGGGCACGUACUGAUAUCGGUCAACCCAUACAAGGAGCUCCCGAUCUACACCGAGAAUGACGUGAAAGAGUACCGGAAGCGACACUUUUUCGAGGCCCCGCCACAUGUGUUCGCCCUGAGCGACAACGCGUAUCGUUCGCUGACCGAGGAAAACCGAGGCCAGUGUAUUUUAAUUUCGGGCGAAAGCGGCUCGGGCAAGACGGAAGCGUCGAAGAAGGUGCUACAGUUCAUUGCGGCCGCCACCGGGCAUACGCACAAUGUGGAGGGCGUCAAGGAUAAGCUGCUGCAGAGCAAUCCGGUGCUAGAGGCGUUCGGGAAUGCGAAGACGAACCGGAACGACAACUCUUCCCGCUUCGGAAAGUACAUGGACGUGCAGUUCGAUUAUGCGGGCGUCCCGGAGGGUGGCAACAUUCUGAACUAUCUGCUGGAGAAGUCGCGCGUGGUGCACCAGAGCGCCGGUGAGCGGAAUUUCCACAUCUUCUACCAGCUGCUUGCCGGCGCGGACGAUAACCUGCUGCGGGAGUUACACCUGAAGCGGAACCUGGACACGUACUACUACCUGAGCGACGGGGCUAAUGGUAACGUGCCGAAUAUCCGUGAUGCCGAUAAUUUCCGUGUCGUGCAGAAGGCGAUGGCCGUCAUUGAGAUCGCUGAUCAGGAGCAGCGUCAAAUUCUCGACAUCGUGGCCGCUGUGCUGCACAUGGGCAACGUGGGAUUCACGGAGGAAGAAGGCAAGGCGAAAAUUUUGAAACCAGAAUCCGUAACCGCGAUUGCAAAGCUUCUGGGAUGCAAUGAGGAGCAGUUGACGAAUGCGUUUACGCACCGAACAAUUGAGGCCCGGGGUGAAAUUGUAACGAGCCCACUGAAUCGGGAUCUCGCCAUCUACGCCAGAGAUGCCCUGGCAAAAGCGGUGUACGACCGACUGUUCAGCUGGCUGGUGUCGCGCAUCAACACCUCGCUCCACUCGGAGGGCAUUGAGAAGAAAAACAGCGUGAUGGGCAUCCUGGACAUCUAUGGGUUUGAGAUAUUCAAGAAGAACAGCUUCGAACAGUUCUGCAUCAACUUCUGCAACGAGAAGCUGCAGCAACUGUUCAUCGAGCUGACGCUGAAGCAGGAGCAGGAAGAGUAUCUGCGCGAGGGCAUCGAGUGGGUACCGGUGGAGUACUUCGACAACAAGGUUAUCUGCAAUCUGAUCGAGGAGAAGCACAAGGGCAUCGUGGCGCUGAUGGACGAGGAGUGCCUCCGGCCGGGCGAUCCGACCGAUCUAAGCUUCCUGGCGAAGAUGAACGAUAAUCUUGGCUCGCACCCGCAUUACAUUUGCCACAGCCGCGCGUCGACAACCGUGCAGAAGACGAUGGGCCGCGACGAGUUCCGGCUGGUGCACUACGCCGGCGACGUGACGUACAGUGUGCACGGGUUCUUGGACAAGAACAAUGAUUUGCUGUUCCGCGACCUGAAGGAGGCGAUGGCCGAGUGCAGCAACGGCAUCAUCAAGAGCUGCUUCCCGGCGGCCGACAUCAGCAACAAGCGCCGCCCGGAGACGGCCGUUACGCAGUUCAAGAACUCGCUCAACAACCUCAUGGAGAUUCUGAUGUGCAAGGAACCGUCCUACAUUCGGUGUAUCAAACCGAACGACCUGCAAACGCACAGCCAGUUCAAUGUGGAGCUGGUGCGCCAUCAGGUGAAGUACCUGGGAUUGAUGGAGAAUUUGCGUGUGCGCCGCGCCGGGUUCGCCUACCGGCGUACGUACGAGCUGUUCCUGCAGCGCUACAAGUGUCUUAGCCGACAGACCUGGCCACACUUCCACGGUCCCGCCAAGGACGGUGUGCAGAUCCUAGCGAACGAGUUGGGCUACGGGAAGGAGGACUAUCGUAUGGGUAAGACAAAAAUUUUCAUCCGCUUCCCGAAGACGCUGUUCGACACGGAGGACGCCUUCCAGGCGAAGAAGCACUAUCUGGCCUCCAUCAUCCAGGCUCGCUGGAAAGGCCGCCGACAGCGGCGCCUGUAUCUGGAAACGCGUGCCAAGAUUAUCGUCGCCCAGACAUACAUACGGCGAUACUUGGCCAUUCAGGAGCUGAAGCGACGCCGGGAGGCGGCCGCCCGGAUUCGUUUCUUCAUCAAGGGCUUCAUCACGCGGCACGACGAACCGAACGAGUGCAACCGCUCGUUCAUCCAGCUCACCAAGCGCCACUGGCUGAUGAAGCUCUCCAAGAGCCUACCGACGACGUUCAUGAAGCACACCUGGAUCGGAGCGCCCAAGCACUGCGUCGAGGCGUCCGCCCUGCUCCGGCAAAUGCACAAACUGCACCUGGCGCGCGUGUACCGGGUGGGACUGAACGCGGAAAAGAAACGCCAGCUCGACCUGAAGGUCCUCUCGGAGGCGGUGUUCAAAAAUCGGAAGCGCAACUACCCGGAAAGCGUCGGACCGUGGUUCGUGGACGAUCGCAUUUCGAAGCAGCACGCAACGCAAAUCUCCAACUUCACUUCGCUGCAAAUGAACGGCGAAAAGCUGCACUACUCCACACCGGUGAUCAAGUACGACCGGCGGGGCUACAAACCACGUGAACGGUUCUUCCUGCUGUCCAAUAAGGCGGUCUACCUGCUCGACGGGAAAACGUACAAACAGAAGCACCGGCUACCGCUGGACAAGAUCGACUUCUGCAUCACCAACGAGCGCGACGGCAUCAUGCUGAUUCGGAUUCCGCUCGAGCUGAAGAAAGACAAGGGUGAUCUCAUACUGGACAUUCCUGACAUCAUCGAGUGCUGCAUCUGGAUCAUGGACGUCACAAACAAUCGUAACAUUGUGAACAUCGUGGACACUGGAUCACUGUCCCACAACCUAGUCAGAGGAAAGACUGGCGUCAUCGAAAUACAGACUGGGCCGCAGCCAAGUAUUACUAGGGCCAAGAGUGGUAAUUUACUGGUUAUUGCAGGUCAAUAAUCGUGGAACGGCUUCCAUCGUGCUCGUGUGUAAAGCUACUGUGGCGCCGUUCAGUGACGUAUACGAUGGGACACAGCAGGCGAGCAUAGCGUUUCACAUUAACAGUUAUUAGUACAGGAAACAAAUUGCGAGUCGCGCGAAUCUAACGCGCAUCGAAUUGGGAAGAACUACGCUCACACACACACUUAGUGCCGUUAGCCGAGUUAUGUACAUGCGGGAGCCCUUACAACAUAUCAUCGUCGUCGGCACAAUCAUCGUAUACCUUCGUACACACAUAAGUCAGUAACAGGAUAAAUAUUUUAUUCGGAAAGCGUGUGAUGCCUUUUGCGCUCGCUCGCGCACUAUCAACGCGAUUAUUUUUCCAUGUUUUAACCCCAAAAAAAUCCGACCAACAUCGUCGGAACCGGCACAACACUAGAAACGUAGGAAAAGGUUUAAAUUAAAAAGGGGUUAUUUAUCGGCGAACCAUCACUACAACACCCUACACGCGUGCAUGGGCCGGGCGUUUCUAAGCGAGCUAGAUUUUUGCUGCAUUUUAAAGCGCAUGGUGAGGGUUUGAUAAAAUGUGAAACAACGAAAUCCAUUGGCAAACGAAUGACAUUUUUGCGAUUGGGUAUGUUUGGUAGCGUUCGCUCGAGAUCAGGAAAGGAAAUCGCUUAAUGAUAAACAUAAACGACAAUUCAUGGAUGUGGAGAAGGAAGAACCCAGGGUAGUAGGGGAAAACUGCAAAAAAAAUGUAAAUUGUCCAUAUAUGAAAUAGAAAAGUGCCAUUAGCAUUAGCGCGGAAUAUUGUCAGGGGGAGAGGGAACUAAACAUACGGCUUUAAACAAAAUGUCGAGCCAAUGUUUUCGCAAGGUUGACGCCGUAGAAUACCGCGAAUAGGACAUUUGGACGUAAGCGAGGCGAGAAACGAUUUUACAUCGAAGAAAAGCGGCGUUGUAAUGCGAGCUGCAGUGAUUCUUAUUGUAGUUUAGAAAAGAGUAUGAUAGCCAAAAUUGUUGAACAAAAAUGCGUACUUGGUUACCACCUCAGCAGGAGAAGUUUAAAAUUGAUCCCGGGAGGUAAGGUGUUAUGUGGAAGAAAAAGUUUCUUGUUUAUCUACGCCGUUACUUAUCCUCCUGGCGCAUGUACUUGAGCUGGCGCACAACUGAGAUCAGCCAUCAGUGGCCGCAGGGUAUUGUCGUUUAUUUCCAUUUUCCUUUUUUUAUUAUAAUAAUUUUAAUGCUAAGAUACCGCGAA